This is a messenger RNA of Apis mellifera (honey bee), 1136 nucleotides long. RefSeq lists its product as uncharacterized. NCBI's taxonomy places the organism in Eukaryota, Metazoa, Arthropoda, Insecta, Hymenoptera, Apidae. The transcript is spliced from 4 exons. The coding region runs from base 268 to 1071 and encodes 267 amino acids. The record is from RefSeq and is a predicted model, not a curated record.
UAAUUAUGAUUUAUUGUUAUAUUAUAUUAUUAUAUGUUUCAAUGUCUGUCAAUUGUCUUAAUUGGAAUUCCGUUUGUAUCUAUUGUAUACAUAUCGCGUUGAUAUACAAGUUAAUUAUCUUUAUCCGACGAUGAAUUAUAUCUGUGCAUAUAAUCAUCGAGAAGUAUUCAAAUUGUACAGAAAAGUACAAUUGUCGCACAUAUUCAAUUGUAAGUAAAUAUUCAAUUGGAUAAGAUUUUGUUGUUGUAAACUUUAAAAAUUUUAGAAAUGAAGAAAAUAAUUUUAAUACUUUUAAUAUACUUAGUAGCAUGUUUAAUAUUAAAUUUAAUUGUAUGCGAUAAUUGUUGUGAAAUUAAUUCACAACAAUUACCAUAUUAUAAAUUGAUGAAAUCUAACGCUCGUUCGGAUCAGUUAAUACUUUCGAGGACAUUAAUUAAAAAUGUGAAUGAAUGUAGAAAAUUUGCUUUGAACAAAAAAGCUUUGGCAUUUAAUUACGGCAUAGAAAUUAAUGAUGAGUUCAAUAUUGGUAUGCAUAAUAGAAAUAAAUCAUUAAGGAAAACAUGCCAAGCACUUGAGUGUCCUGAGAUUUAUAACUUUACUACACUUGUGCAAGAUAAAAAUUAUAAAUAUUAUAGCAUGUAUCCUAGUGUCAUCCCAACUGGUUCUAGUUUUACAUUGGCUUGCAUCCCUAGAACAGGAAUAUUUGCAUUUUCAAGCAAUAAUUUAAAUUACAGCCAAGCCCAGAUAUCUUGUCAAAAAAUAAAUGCAUCACUUGCUCAUAUAAUUAGCGAAGAACGUACCAAUGGACUCGCAAAAUAUAUUUCAUUAGACACACCUACUUUUGUUGGACUUAGUAAUUAUAACAAUGAAAAAAUAUGGGAAAACGAAUUUGGUGAAUCACUUUCGUGUUUUAAUUAUAGAGCAUGGGGAAGAGGACAACCAUCUCAUUUGAUAGGGUGUGUUACACUUAUAUCAUCUAAAUUCGGACCUUUUUGGAAAAUUGUGCCUUGUGAUAGCAUCUUAACUUUUAUCUGCGAAAUUUCACCAAUAUAUCGAUAUUUACAUAAUUAAAAAAUUAAAUGCUUUUAAUUUAUAAAUUCAAAUGUACUAUUAUUACUUAUAUUAUUAAACAAUAU